AUGACAGUGCACAUUCACUCAGACAUCAAUUUGGGACUAGAGCGGUCAAUCGCGCGUUUGAUCUAUACUUUAAAGCCACCUCUGCCCUUCUUGGUCUUAAUCGCAGCUGUAAAUCACACGACUAUCAUUCUGAUACGGCGAACACUCAACAUUUCUGAUGCGACCAGCAAGAUUCUGCGCUCUUGUACACGUCCUCCAGUUCAGACGCGAGACCCUACCGCAAUGGAUAAAAUCAAUGAAGCCCAGCACGCCCAGGGUGACAGCAACGUCACAUCUGCUCAGCCCGUCGUCAUUGCCGCAUCUUCUGCAGCAGGUCUUACCGACAUACAGCGCAUCAAAGCUCUAAUCAGCCGGGCUCAGCAGCAAUACGAAGACGUCUCCAUCCACUCCAACAACAAAGGCAUGGAUGAGGAGUUCGCAAAUCUUCUCGACCUGGCGAAGCAGGCCUGCAACAGCGUCGAGCGCAGUCGCACCAACGCUGCCAAACUGCUCGGCGAAUCAAUCCAGCGAUUUCUUGCCAAACAGCAGAUCCUGGUGCGUAAGUAUGAGGCGGAGAAAGUGAAGGCGAAGGCGAAGAAGCGCGAGACCGCGGAGUCGAUGAUGGAAGGGUCUACUAAUGGGAACGCGCAUAGCCAAGCCGCUGCUGAAGAAAAGAUUCAAGAGCUUGAAAAGGAAAAUAUCAAACAGCAAGAGGAAAUGGACUGGAUGCGCGCAAGGAUCAUCGUGCUGGAGCGAAAGCUUAGGCGGCUUCGAGAAUAG
Plenodomus lingam JN3 is the source of this 759-nucleotide messenger RNA. RefSeq lists its product as uncharacterized. Lineage: Eukaryota; Fungi; Ascomycota; Dothideomycetes; Pleosporales; Leptosphaeriaceae. The record is from RefSeq and is a predicted model, not a curated record.